Messenger RNA from Vigna angularis (adzuki bean), 3042 nucleotides. RefSeq names its product ATPase 8, plasma membrane-type-like. The transcript has 13 exons. Bases 142 to 2724 code for a protein of 860 amino acids. The record is from RefSeq and is a predicted model, not a curated record. Gene Ontology annotation, biological process: regulation of intracellular pH; proton export across plasma membrane. Gene Ontology annotation, cellular component: plasma membrane. Gene Ontology annotation, molecular function: P-type proton-exporting transporter activity; ATP hydrolysis activity; ATP binding. NCBI's taxonomy places the organism in Eukaryota, Viridiplantae, Streptophyta, Magnoliopsida, Fabales, Fabaceae.
CGUUCACAGUUUCUUUCUACCUGCCUAUGGCUAGCUAGAUAGGGGACUGAGAGCGGCUAAAGAAGACAGAUAAAAAAAUUUCAAAAAAAAUUAAAUAAGAAAGAAAGAAGCCAUAUUUUUUAAGGCUUUCUUUCUUUCAUCAUGGCCUCUGAUAUCUCGUUUGAGGAUCUCAAGAAGAAUGUUGAUCUUGAAAAGAUUCCAGUUGAAGAGGUCUUUGUGCAGCUGAAAUGUACCAGACAAGGUCUAACAUCUGCAGAAGGAGAGAAGAGGCUCCAGAUUUUUGGCUACAAUAAAUUAGAAGAGAAAAAGGAGUGCAAGGUCCUUAAGUUUUUGGGUUUUAUGUGGAAUCCUCUAUCAUGGGUCAUGGAGUGUGCAGCUAUCAUGGCCAUUGUAUUGGCCAAUGGAGGGGGCAAGCCGCCGGAUUGGCAAGAUUUCACUGGUAUUGUAGUGUUGCUUAUAGUUAACUCAACCAUCAGUUUCAUUGAGGAAAACAAUGCAGGCAAUGCUGCAGCUGCUUUGAUGGCUGGUCUUGCACCCAAAACCAAGGUGUUGAGGGAUGGAAAAUGGGGUGAAGAAGAUGCAUCAAUUUUGGUACCUGGAGAUAUGAUUAGCAUCAAGUUGGGAGAUAUCGUCCCUGCCGAUGCCCGUCUCUUGGAGGGAGAUCCUCUCAAAAUUGACCAAGCUGCUCUCACUGGUGAAUCCUUGCCAGUCACAAGGAACCCUGGUGAUGAAGUAUUCUCUGGUUCCACCUGCAAACAAGGAGAAAUUGAAGCUGUUGUCAUUGCCACUGGUGUCAACACCUUCUUUGGCAAGGCUGCUCAUCUUGUAGACAGCACCAACAAUGUCGGUCACUUUCAACAGGUGUUGACGUCUAUUGGCAACUUUUGUAUCUGCUCAAUUGCUGUGGGCAUGGUGAUAGAGAUCAUUGUCAUGUACCCCAUCCAGCAUAGGUCUUAUAGAGAUGGCAUUGAUAACUUAUUGGUGCUUCUCAUUGGUGGUAUUCCAAUUGCCAUGCCUACUGUCUUGUCUGUGACCAUGGCAAUUGGGUCUCACCGUUUGUCCGAACAAGGAGCCAUCACCAAGAGAAUGACAGCCAUUGAAGAAAUGGCAGGGAUGGAUGUUCUCUGCAGUGACAAAACUGGAACUCUCACCCUUAAUAAGCUUACUGUGGAUAAGAACUUGAUUGAGGUCUUCCCCAGGGGUAUGGACAAGGACACUCUUGUCCUAUAUGCAGCUAGAGCUUCAAGGACUGAAAACCAGGAUGCCAUUGAUUCAUCAAUUGUGGGAAUGUUAAGUGACCCUAAGGAGGCAAGAGCAGGAAUCACCGAGGUGCAUUUCUUGCCUUUUAAUCCUGUGGACAAGCGCACUGCCAUUACCUUCAUUGACAACAAUGGUGACUGGCACAGAAGCAGCAAAGGUGCUCCUGAGCAAAUCAUUGAACUCUGUGGCCUUAAAGGAGAGGUCCUGAAAAGGACACACAAGGUUAUUGAUGAAUAUGCUGACCGCGGUCUGCGUUCCUUGGGUGUUGCUCGCCAGAGUGUUCCAGAAAAGACGAAGGAGAGCGCUGGAGAUCCAUGGGAGUUUUUGGGUCUGCUACCUCUCUUUGAUCCUCCAAGGCAUGAUAGUGCGGAGACCAUUCGUCGUGCUAUUGAACUUGGAGUCAAUGUUAAAAUGAUCACCGGUGACCAACUUGCCAUUGGCAAAGAAACCGGUCGUAGACUUGGAAUGGGCACCAACAUGUACCCUUCAUCCUCCCUCCUUGGCGAUUCCUCGGAUGCAGCCCUUUCUUCAAUCUCAGUUGAUGAGCUCAUUGAGAAGGCUGAUGGAUUUGCCGGAGUCUUCCCUGAGCACAAGUACGAGAUUGUAAAGAGGUUGCAGGACAAAAAGCACAUUUGUGGCAUGACAGGAGAUGGUGUGAACGAUGCACCAGCACUGAAGAAGGCAGACAUCGGCAUUGCAGUGGAUGAUGCAACUGACGCAGCAAGGAGUGCCUCUGAUAUUGUUCUGACACAACCUGGACUCAGUGUGAUUGUGAGUGCUGUGUUGACAAGCAGGGCAAUUUUCCAGAGGAUGAAGAACUACACAAUCUACGCUGUUUCCAUCACAAUCCGCGUUGUGUUCGGGUUCUUGCUUGUUGCUUUAAUAUGGAAGUUCGACUUCUCUCCCUUCAUGGUUCUCAUCAUAGCCAUCUUGAACGACGGAACCAUCAUGACCAUAUCAAAAGACAGAGUGAAACCAUCUCCUUUGCCUGAUUCAUGGAAACUUAACGAAAUCUUUGCCACCGGAAUCGUUCUUGGAGCAUACAUGGCCAUCAUGACCGCAGUCUUCUUCUACCUCGUUCAUGACACUCAUUUCUUUUCUGAUGUGUUUGGAAUACGUUCAAUUGCAGAAAGCGAGGAGCAACUUAACUCUGCUCUGUACCUUCAAGUGAGUAUCGUUAGUCAGGCACUCAUCUUUGUCACGAGAUCAAGGGGCUGGUCAUAUCUCGAACGACCUGGCGUGAUGCUCAUUGUUGCCUUCCUUUGUGCCCAACUGGUGGCCUCUGUGAUUGCUGUGUAUGCACAUUGGGACUUUGCGAAAAUCCAUGGAGUUGGGUGGGAAUGGGCAGGAGCAAUCUGGGUCUACAGUAUCAUCACCUACAUUCCUCUUGAUAUCCUCAAAUUUCUCAUUCGCAUGGGGCUAACAAGCGGUGCUUGCGACACCACGCUCCCAAACAAGCCUUAGAACAAAUUUAGAGAGCUAGACAUCCCCAGGAAGAAAUGGGAUCGGUUGAGAAGUUGAAAGGUGUUGACAUUGAUACCAUCCAACAAUACUACACAGCGUAAAAAUAUUUCUAUGGACGAAAAAUCAGCCGAUUCAUAUUUUGUUCAAAAGAUAAGCAAACUUAGGCCAUUAGUGAAGGUGUAAUCAUAUAGUUUAAAGAAAAGAUGAAUGAAUGAAUAUGCUUUCACUCAUCUCUAACCUACUUUAGCCUUCUUUUUCUCCUAUAAUCUUCCUGUUGGAAAAAUUGACCUCAACAUAAUAAAAUAAAUUUCUUGUGUA